UCCAAUCUGGCUUUUUGAGUUUUAUUGUUUCAUUAUAAACUACUGAACUUUUCAUGGCUGUAUUUGAAACCGCGAUGUCGGCGAUAAAUCAUCCUAAGAAAGUUCAAACUUUCGAUGUGUAUAUUGGAAAUUUACCUCUCGAUGCUGACCAGAAAAAGAUUGGAAAAGUAUUUUCAAAAUUUGGUGAAAUACAUGGUAUAUUUACCAACAGUGGUCCAGAUGGCACCAAAUUUGGGCUGGUCAAGUUUUUUUGUGAGACUGAUGCAUUAAAAGCUAUUGAAUCUACAAAUGGAACUGUUUUUGAAGGUGGUAACAAAAUUGUUGUUAAAGUGGCGGGUAAAAGACCUGGAAAUUCUUUUAAAAAAGAAGAUGCUGAACUAAAGCUUGAUAAAGAUGAUAUCAAGGCUGCAUUGAUGAAGCAAAGAAAUCCAGAUAUAGUUCCGACAUUUGAAGCCAAUCAUGGACAAGCAAGGAGAGAUACAGAGAAAAUUUUAGUCUCACAUGUGGAGACGCCAAUUAUGCUAUGGGGUCAAAAAAUGAGCCAAGAAAAUAUCAAUGAGUUAAGCUGUAUACUUGACCAAUUAGCGUUAACUUGUCCGGAGGCAGCUAAAGUGUCAGGAAAGCCUGAGAUGGAGAAGAUCUAUGGUGGACAGUACUCUGAAGAUAAAUGCUGGUAUAGAUGUGUGGUAAAACAAAUCAUUAGCACAGAAAAGGUGAAAGUUCAGUACAUAGAUUUUGGGAACACAGAAGAGCUCGAUCCAUCCACCCUGGUAGAACUACCCAAAUCACUUACAGCGUUACCUACUUGUGCUAUGAAGUACAUGCUCCACUCACUUUGGUGCAACAAUAUUCAAGACCCUACAGCAUUGAAGUAUUUACGUGACAUGGUGGAAGGCAAGGAGGCUGAAAUCUUUACCACUGCUAGACUUUCUGAUCACACUGGUUUCUUUGCUGAUAUAUUUGUCAAUGGAGUCAGUGUUAAUGAAAAAAUGCUUGAGUCUGGAUUUGUCUUUAGAAAGCCAGGACUAGAUCAAAGAGGGCUGAAGUCUAGAAUUCAAGGAGGCCCAGCAGGAGAUGGAAACACUUCAAAUAGUUUUAAUGUCAAAAGUGGUCCUCCGAAUAUUCGAGAUGGGUCAAGAAAAUUUGAGUCAGACAAAGACGAAAUAACAAAUUUACGUUGGAAGCUAAAGAACCUGCAGACUGAGUACACAAGUCUUUCCAAUAAAGCUCAAGAAAAUGAUUUAUCAAGCCAGAUUAAGAAUCUUCAAUCUCUGUCCACCAAUGUUAGAAAACUUAGGAACCAAAUCCCUCUGGAAAAAGAAACUCCAUUAGAUAAAGCAUUAGCUGUGGUACAGAGCCCAAGUAAAAUAACUAUUCAUGUCGCUAAAUCUGUCCCUGAAGUGUGCCGAUCUAUCGCUGAUUACAAAAAUGCACAAGAUGAAAUAUGCAAGUGUCAAGAUAAAGUUGUGCUGAAAGAAAAAAUUGAAGCCAGAGAAGAGUUUAAAAAAGAGCUUGUUACUAGGCUUUCAGCAGCAAUAGAAGAGUUAAAUAAUGUACCUUUAAUGGAAAGAAGCCAGCAAGUUCAGGAUGCAGUUGUGCUACUCAACAAAAACUAUGACAGCUACAUUAAACUACCAAUUCAACAGCCACAGAAAAUAGAGAUUUUACUUGCAACAUUUGAGGAAUGGAAGGUCAAGAAGAAAGUGGAGAUAGCAACUGCUAGAUUUGCAAGUGAUCAAAUUGAAAAAUCUGUCCAUUCUGCCUUAGACAACUUGAAAAGUUCCAUUUCUUUGAAUCCUGAGUUGAAUGAGGAUGAAUUAAAUCAAGAUCUGGAUAGCAAUUUGAAAAAUUAUUCUCGAGCUCUACAACAAGAAAUAUCACUAGCAGACGUUGAUAAUACCCAGGAUGCAAUACUACUUGCAUCACUAGUCCAAAUAGUCUUAACUGAACUGAGAGAAGAGUCUAAUUGUUUAGAACAUCUGACAAAAGUCUUGAAUGAGUUCACAUCUUUAAAGAAACAGAUUAGUCCAUGGAUCAACAAAACUCCAUCCAUAGCUGAACUGCAGUCAGUCAGAACCAAAUUAAAAAGUCUCAAGUCCAAGUUGAGACACAAACUAGCUGACAAAAUGGAUGCUGAAGAGAAUCAUGAUACUAAAGAACUGGAAGAAAUUGCUCAGGAUCUAGAAGUCAUAAGGAAUAGCAUUCAUAAAGCUCUUAAAGAAGAAGACUUGUUAAUGGCUGAGCUUAGUGAAUUGGCAAGUGCUCACUUCCCAGAACUUAUCAACGCUGAGGCAGAUGCUGGAUUCAAUACAUACAUUACAUAUAAAGGUUUGGUGAAACUGUCUCAUGCACCUGAUCAGUACACUAUGACCAGCCUUGGAAAUAAAUUAAGUGGAUUAUAUGAGUCACAAUUUGAUGGUGAACCAGUGUUUAUAAAGGAAUAUUUCUUGGGUAGUGCAAAUCGGUUGGGGAAAGAUGAGUUUCUGUUGCAAAUGUCCACUUAUUCAAAUGCUUUAUCACCACAUCUUGAGCCUAUUUAUGCAGUAUUUUUUGACAAGGAUUAUCGUCAUGCUUAUGUGGUGAUAAAAAAACAAGGAGAUAUUUUGUCUAGUGUAAUUGAGGCCACACCUUUAACUAAACAGCAAUGUCAGUCCAUAGUCAGCUGUUUAUGUAAAGCCCUCCACGGUUUACAUGUGUCCAGUUUCGUCCAUGGACAAGUGCAGCCUGACUAUGUUGUCCUUAAUGACAGUGGCAACGCCAAACUUUUACCUCCAGACUUUUCUAUGACAGAUGUAGAUAGAUGUACCAGUAAGUACUCAACUAGUAGUGGGCUUGAAAUAAUGGCCCCAGAGAUGAAGCCAAACAAAAAGUCAUCAGACCCAGCACCUUCUGUUGAUGUUUUCUGUCUAGGGCUAUUGACACUUUGGAUGCAUCAUCCAAAUAUAAGUUUUUCAGAAACCAGAGAUGGAACAGUGGACUUUUCGACAGUACCAUUGGAUAGAAAUUUAAGUAUUUUCUUAAUGAAGCUAUUACAUCCCAAUCCUUUACUGAGACCUACUUCUGAAAAUUGUCUUCGAUCUGAAUAUCUGUCUCAAGCUGUCACAUCUCAGGCAUUGUCUUCUUUUGAGGAAACUAUUUUAUCUCAAAAUGGCUCCUAUAACAGUAGUCCCACGCCUAUUAGUAUUUAUAAUUGCAAUGGCAAUGAUGGUUAUGUCUAUGCUGAAAGUAGUUCAGGAUUACAGAUGAUUGCUAACACUCGAGUGCCCCCACCACCGCUGAUGGAGACCCUAGUCAUGGUGCCACAGUCCUCAGCCAGCACAUUUAACCCCGUGCUUCCACCUAGCUUACAGCCACCCAGUACCCAGCAACAACAACAAAUGAAAUUUCACCAGCAACAGUUUCAGCAACAGCAGCAGUACCAUCUCCAACAAAUUCAACAGCAGCGAAGUCCACUUCAGCAGCAGCUAGACCAGCAGCAGUCCAAUGAUAUAGCUGAUAUUUCCUCAGAUCCUGAAAGUUGUCUUCACAGAGAAGACACUAGUGAGGCUUCUUUUGAAAUAGGAACUUUUGACCCAAAUGCUUUUGAGGUUGUGACGAGUCCCCAUUCCAUCAGAUCCUCUGUAGAUCUAUCAACAGACAGUGGUGCUAAAGAACUAGCUGCUGCUUCAGUAGACAAUCAAGGGGCAGAGGAUGACAGUGAAUGGGUGGACGAGGAUGAGACGUAACCAGUUGUGUUAUUUUAUAACUAGAGCAUCAUUUGGAAGGAAUCACUUUCUUAGUAAGGAUAAGACAAAAAAACAUCUUGCUUCCAGGAACUCUUUGGUGGUCAUGUUUAGUUAGAACCAUUCUAUUCAAAUAAGAAGACUAGUCUUUCUGUUUUGAUGGGUAUAGAAUUUUAAAUGAUUGUUAUAGUAGAGAAAACAGAUUUUGUUUUAGUUGCAUGGGAAGCCCAAAUACCUUUUUUUUUUUUUACUAAGCUACACUGCUAGCUGAUUUCUCAUUGGCAAAGUCAAUUUGAAAGAUCUAACUAUAUUUCUUAAGUUGUUUUUUUUAUAUGCUUUCUCUUGCAUUCUGAUAAUUGUAUUGUUAAUCCCAAUAUGGUAGCUUAAAAAAGAAAAUUUUCAAAGUUCCCCAUUUAAAAUUUAUUUUGUUAUUUUAAAAUGUCACUGAUCUGUUGAUUCUGUAUUGAUGUUUUCCAAUUUUGUUUGGACAAUGACUGUAGAUUAGAAAAUUUAGUCUUCAUAAUAUGAUAGUUGAUUAACAAAGAUAAUUUUCUUUGAUCAAGAUUUUCAAAUCAGCAGAUUUAGUUCAAAGCUAGUUGUAGUUUUGUUGUUUGCAUUGAUUUUAUGCAUUAUUUAUGUUUGUUUAUUUAAUGAAGUUGUAUUACUUACCAAAAUGUGUUGCCAUACAUUUUAAAGUAUACUGUAUGACUGUUGCUAAUGAGAUCAUUCAUUAGCUGUUUCAUCUUUCAUUUGUACAGACUUUUAACAUUUCUAAAAUUGUGUUGUUGAAAUAAAGGCUUCACUUUUUAAGCUGAGAAAACAUUCAUUCAUUUCAAAAUUAUUGAAAAAAAAAAUUUGUUUUUAGAAAUUUUUGUUUGUUUGUGUUACAAAGCUAUAUCAACUCACUCUUGUCAUGUCUGGUAAAAAGUUUGUACACAUUUUUCCCACACCCAAUCUCUUAAAUUUCGCACAAUUAUUUCUUUUUUUAAGUCAAUUUUGUAACUGAGGAUCAAGUGACCUUAUUAUUUAAAAGAGUAGACGUAACAAAAGCUUCUGGACCAAUCAAAAUUAGUGGCAAGCUGAUCAAUCUAUGUGCGGAGCAAAUCUCUUUUAUCUUCUGUCACAUCUUUAACCACUCGUUGCAAACGUGCGUAAUUCCACACAUCUGGAAAA
Molecule: messenger RNA, 4895 nt
Organism: Biomphalaria glabrata
Lineage: Eukaryota; Metazoa; Mollusca; Gastropoda; Planorbidae
Product: serine/threonine-protein kinase 31-like
Exons: 30
Coding region: 54-3725 (1223 amino acids)
Biological process (GO): protein phosphorylation; spermatogenesis
Molecular function (GO): protein kinase activity; RNA binding; ATP binding
Source: RefSeq, a predicted model, not a curated record